Molecule: messenger RNA, 810 nt
Organism: Aspergillus puulaauensis
Lineage: Eukaryota; Fungi; Ascomycota; Eurotiomycetes; Eurotiales; Aspergillaceae
Product: SDR family oxidoreductase
Exons: 3
Coding region: 1-810 (269 amino acids)
Cellular component (GO): cytosol
Molecular function (GO): oxidoreductase activity
Source: RefSeq, a predicted model, not a curated record
AUGGCGUCCGUAUCGAAACGCCUCGAAGGCAAGACCGUUCUCAUCACCGGCGCUUCCUCCGGCAUUGGACGCUCCACAGCUCUCGAAUUCGCACGUACCUCCCCCCAGAAUCUCAGAUUGAUCCUUACAGCACGCCGAAUCGACCGUCUGCAGGAGCUCGCGACCAGUAUUACAAAGGAAUUCCCCGGAGUCAAGGUCCAUCCAGUACAGCUCGAUGUCAGCAACCCAGAGGAAGUGCGAGGACUAGUGAACAGCCUCCCUGCUGAAUUCAAAGAAGUCGAUGUCCUGGUUAACAAUGCCGGCCUCGUCAAAGGCGUAGCCAAAGCCCCCGAAAUCGCAGAGGAAGACAUCAACGUCAUGUUCGCGACAAACGUAACGGGCCUGAUCAACAUAACCCAAGCGAUCCUACCCAGUAUGCUAAAGCGCAACAACGGCGAGGGCUCUGGAGAUAUCAUCAACAUCGGCUCCAUUGCCGGACGAGAGCCGUACCCUGGCGGCGGGAUAUACUGUGCCACCAAGGCUGCCGUACGAUCCUUCACAGAGGCGCUGCGCAAGGAGCUGAUAUCGAAGCGAGUCAGGGUUAUCACGAUUGAUCCUGGACAGGUGGAGACUGAGUUCUCGGUUGUCAGGUUCUCUGGGGAUAAGAGUAAGGCGGAUGCUGUUUAUGCCGGCUGCGAGCCAUUGACGCCGGAUGAUAUUGCAGAGGUUAUUGUGUUUACUGCUGGGAGGAGGGAGAAUGUGGUUGUUGCGGACACUCUGCUGUUCCCUAACCACCAGGCCAGUGCUACGAUCAUGCAUCGGAGGGGUUGA